Messenger RNA from Owenia fusiformis, 1121 nucleotides. The record is from the annotation of a GenBank genome assembly. Lineage: Eukaryota; Metazoa; Annelida; Polychaeta; Sabellida; Oweniidae.
UGAUUACACAGGUAGUAGACAAGGUUGCAGGUAUACCCCACAUUACACAUGUACUGGACAAGAUUACAGAUAUGCCCCACAUGAUUACAUAUGUACUGGACAAGAUUACAGAUUUUUCCCACAUGUACUGGUUAAUAUUACAGAUAUGUCCCACAUGAUUACACAUGUACUAGACAAGAUUACAGAUAUUCCCUACAUGAUUAUAUAUGUACUGGACAAUAUUACAGAUUUUCCCCACAUGAUUACACAUGAACUGGACAAAAUUACAGAUUUACACCUCUACAUGAUAAUAUAUAAACUGGUCAAUAUUACAGAUAUGUCCCACAUGAUUACACAUGUACGAGACAAGAUUACAGUCAUGCCCCACAUGAUUAUAUAUGUACUUGACAAUAUUACACAUGUAUUAAACAAGCUUUUGACAGGCUGCAAGCAUAUUUUCAAUCAAGUGCCAUAUAAUUCAAUAAAUUCAAAGGAUACAACACGUCAUAUAUACAUAUGCUUCAAAAUGAGACAUUGUAUAACACAACCGCCAACACCUUUUUACAACAUGUUUUCAUUAUAUGGCCUGAUGUUAAAAUGCAUAAGUAGAUGUACUUAUGAUUUCUACUUUUACAAUGUCUGUAAUUCUAUUCAUGUGCGAAUAUGAGUCAAUUUGACCUUGUUUCUAUGGGUGUCUUUUUUAAAAAAACAAAGGGUAAUAUACUUCUGUACUACCCUCAAGGAGGUCUGACAUCUGAGAUUCUCCUCAAGUAGCUUAAAUCGAUUGCUAAAAGCCAUCAGAAAUACAUAACUUUGUGUUUAAAGUAGCUUUCACAUUAUGGACUAUUAGCCGUGUGGGUUCACUGUUUGCCAUCGUGUGGCCAAUUUUUAGCGGCGUUUUUUUAAUUAAUUAAUUUUUAAAUUUUUGUAAUGGGGUAUAUUGUAUUGCUGGAAAACUAAUUGUUUUGCCCAUUGUGUGUCCAUGCCGUGCCCUGCCGUCUGCCCAAAAGUAUUCACACAGUGGUGAAUGGUGAGACUACACACUGGUGAUCCACUCGAUUACGCUGGUUACCGAAAUGGUUCGUUUUGGUAACAAAAUGUCGGGACGUCGAAGGUACGAUUUUUCUUUUUCCUUAUUUCAC